AUGUUGUCUGAUCCGUUCGUAGCACCGCCGGCAACAAUGGGCUAUGGAGAUGAUGCCGGGGCCGGUGUAGUGUCUAUGAUCAUGUGCUUUGCCCUUGGCAUUGCUAAUAUUUUUUCGCCUCCUGUUCGAAUCAUCUUCUCCGUGAUCUGCCUUGCAUGUUCGUUCAUCAUUCUCUUCAUUGAGGUCCCUUUCCUGCUACGAAUUUGCCCGACUUCCGCCAAGUUCGAUGCCUUCAUUCGCCGCUUCACAACGAACUGGAUGCGCGCUGCUGUGUAUGCCGUGAUGUGCGCUAUCCAGUGGGUCAGCCUUGUCACCGGCGCCUCGAGUCUCAUCGCCGCCGCGGUUGUCCUCUCCAUUACCGCGAUCUUCUACGCGCUGGCUGGUGUGAAGAGCCAGGAGUUUGUCGGCAGCAAGACCCUCGGUGGUCAAGGAGUCGCGCAGAUGAUUGUCUAG
Messenger RNA from Penicillium diatomitis, 453 nucleotides. RefSeq names its product Tvp18 family protein. NCBI's taxonomy places the organism in Eukaryota, Fungi, Ascomycota, Eurotiomycetes, Eurotiales, Aspergillaceae. The record is from RefSeq and is a predicted model, not a curated record. Gene Ontology annotation, biological process: vesicle-mediated transport. Gene Ontology annotation, cellular component: Golgi membrane. The transcript is spliced from 3 exons. Bases 1 to 453 code for a protein of 150 amino acids.